Ananas comosus (pineapple) is the source of this 1726-nucleotide messenger RNA. Its product is annotated as mediator of RNA polymerase II transcription subunit 27-like. The transcript has 8 exons. Bases 33 to 1148 code for a protein of 371 amino acids. Gene Ontology annotation, biological process: regulation of transcription by RNA polymerase II. The record is from RefSeq and is a predicted model, not a curated record. Gene Ontology annotation, molecular function: transcription coactivator activity. Gene Ontology annotation, cellular component: mediator complex. Lineage: Eukaryota; Viridiplantae; Streptophyta; Magnoliopsida; Poales; Bromeliaceae.
GGGGAGGCGCCGCGAAGCAGGUGGCGCAGGCGAUGGAGCGGCCUGGGGCGCGCGGGGCGGCUGAUCGCCGACAUCAGGAUCGGAGCCGACCGGCUCCUCGAGGCGCUCUUCGUCGCCGCCUCCGACCAACCCCGCCACUCCGCCCGCACCGCCCGCCUCAUCACCGACGAGGAGGCCUCCAUGCGCCGCCACUUCCAGGACCUCCGGGCCCUCGGCAACUGGAAGAUUCUGGAGUUUUAAAUCCAUCACUGAAAUCUCGAGGUAAUUCUUGGGGUUUACACAUGCCCCUUGUUUGCCCAGAUGGCGCCGUUGUUGCUUAUGCUUGGAAACGUCAACUUGCCGGCCAAGCUGGUGCAUCUGCUGUUGACAGAACCAGGUUAGCUCUCAAAGCAUUCACUGACCAAAAAAGGCGGUUCUUCCCUCACCUAGAAGAUGACCUGCUCAACCACCACGGAGAGUCUGGCAUUGCCAAGAGACUCUGUAGCUCCCAGGUAUUGCCAAUGAGUAAAGAGCUUGUGGAAGGAAAAACAUUGGCUGAUAUUCUUAAGAAUUUGGAGCAUGAAGUACCCAAUAUCAGAAUCCUGACGUAUCAGCGCCGUGAUUGGUCGAAAAGAGCUUCCCUAUUGUCAUCUUCUGUUGAUGAGAACCAUGUGGAUCCAUCUAAAGAGCAAAACUUGCAUAAUUGGAAAAAGCUAAGAUCUGCUUCAGUUGAUCAAAUUGCUGUUAUUGAGUUGUUGAUGCCUUCUAUCUUCAGAGCUGUAGUGUCACUGCAUCUGGCAGGAUCUGUAAACCCUGAUGCUGUAGCAUUUUUCUCUCCGAAUGAGGGAGGCGAUUACAUUCAUUCAAGAGGCAUAUCGGUGCAUCAUGUAUUUAGGCUUGUCACGGAACAUGCUGAUAAGGCAUUGCAGUAUUAUCUUAGUGUGGAUCCUAAUAAUUCACUUCCUCUACUUUUGUGCUGGAUCUGCAGCUAUCAAACCUUAUUUGCAAAGGUUUGCAGUAAAUGCGGACGUCUUCUAAUGAUGGACAAGACGCUUGCUUUGCUUUUGCCACCUGUUCACCGUCCAUACUUUCUAACUUCAUCAGUUAAGGGCCAGAGUUCUGAUCUUACAAAAGCAUAUCAUAUCGGGUGCUCUUCUGAAGAAAUCUGAUACAUAUUUUGCCAAUUUGUCUGCUCAUAUUUCAACUAUUUUGUGGCCGAAUGGUUUCCAAGUUGUUGAGGUAGUAUACUUCAAACUAACUGCAGCUUCAGGGUCGAUUUCCGUGUUGGGGAUCUCGAUAGCUUUUUUCGACAGGUUAUCGAAAGAACGGUUGGACUAUAUUAGGCCAUUUAGCUCCCUUUCCACUUUUAUUUGAUGUGGUAUUAAUCUGCAUUCGGUCCGCACUGGCUCCACAACUGUCCAGGGGAUCUCUUUCUUGAAAGAGGUGAGAUAACGAAGAAGUGCGGACAUCUCAUCCAAUUAGAUAAGGAAUCUAGUGUUGUAUUAACUUAUCUGUAGCGACAAAAGUUCUUAGAGAAAUUUGCUAAUGAACAUAUUGGGGGAGGAAGUUUAUUUAGGUACUGUUUGUGGUAACUGAAUAGGAUCAUCUCAGGUCAUAAAGUUGGAAGAGAUUAAAUGUAAGUAUUGUGGUUGAGUAGCUCUGACAUUUUCGUUUAGUGAAAUAUUUUGUAUUAGUGGAUUACCAUGAUUAAUUGCGUGACAACUGCUGUGGCAUUUUGUGUUGAAAA